AUGUCUUCCACUUCAUCGCCGGUAAAGCGCUUUAAGAUGGCUUUCGAUGUGACGGGCAGUGACUGUCACCCGAAGCCCACGAAGUUCUUCGCCAUUGAGUCCAAAGACAGUGACAUCAAAGGCCUGAAGACUCGCAUCCAAAACAAGUUGGCCAUCGAUUACGACUGGGAUCUGAUGAUCGAUGACAUUGUGGUCGACGACUACCUUCCCGUCGGUAUCAUUGGAAGAGAUGAGGUGACAGUCAUUCGUCGCAAACCAAUCACUGGUCACUCAAAUAAAGCCAUCAAUGACAUUGAAUCUAAGGGGCCGUCGAAGUGGAAAGAAGUGUCGGAAGAGGACUACAAGAAGAUGAUGGCUGAGAGGGAACGGGUGCUGAAGGAGGCCGAGGAGGCAGAGGAGAAACAGUUUCGAUGGCAACCAUUUGAAGGACAAAUAGCCACAACUGAUCCAGGACACAAAAUCUAAAAUAUGCUUAAUUACUAAUAUAUUUUGACUCCAACUGCCCCACAAUAAUCAUACCAUAAGUGUCGACCCC
This is a messenger RNA of Oppiella nova, 535 nucleotides long. Lineage: Eukaryota; Metazoa; Arthropoda; Arachnida; Sarcoptiformes; Oppiidae. The record is from the annotation of a GenBank genome assembly.